CCGCUGCUCGCAGUCCGGCGCAGAGGGGCCAAGGCACCGGUGCGCACAGGUGGAGAGAGACGCUCAGGAACCCGUCCUACUGCGCCAGUCUUCCGCCUGCUCACCUCCACAGAGUCGCUGCCACUUCCACCGUCACGAUGAGCUUGUACGGGUCCCAGCAGGGCCUCAACAUGAACCGCAGGUCCGGCUCCAAGGGCGACCUGGCCGGCGCGGGGAACUACACUUACGCACGGAGCGAGGUGGUGCACGGAGGCGGUAAUGGAUGCGACCCGUAUGGGGACGGAUGCAGAACCUUCACCUAUUCGAAGAGCACCAAAGGAGGCACCGGGGGCGGCAUGACGAGCGCCACCACGGGCCGGAUGGGGAGCGUGAUGAUGAGCGGAGUGGGGAGCGGCAUGGGGGGCGGCAUGGGAGGCGGCAUGAUGAGCAGCAAUGGAGGCGGCAUGAUGAGCAAUACCAUGAGCGGCAUGGGGAGCGGCAUGGGGAGCGGCAUGGGCAUGAUGAGCGGCACCAUGAGCGGAGUGGGGAGCGGCAUGGGAGGCGGCAUGGGAGGCGGCAUGAUGAGCGGCAUGGGAGGCGGCAUGAUGAGCGGCAUGGGAGGCGGCAUGAUGAGCGGCACCAUGAGCGGAGUGGGGAGCGGCAUGGGAGGCGGCAUGAUGAGCGGAAUGAGCAGCUCCAGCCACAGUGCCAUCCACCAGAGGGCCAUGACCCUGCAGGCCCAGUGCCAGGAGAACCUGAAGAACGCCGAAUACGCCCUUCAGGCUGGCGGCGCUCAGGGAGAAGUAGAGCGCUGCAUGAUGAUGGCCCAAGAGUCGAUCGAGCAGCUGAAGGUCUGCGCCAUGGACCUGAGACAAAUGGGACAACCCAACGACAACGUACUGAGGAGCUUGGAGCAGUGUAAGGACCAGCUGAAGGGCAUCCACAUGGUGAUGAGCGGCUCCAUGAAAAGGAGACGCAGCGCCAGGGGGAGCUCCGGAGGCUGGGAGGAGCCUGGGAGGAGCGUCACUGAUGCUUUCGCCUGGAUCGCACAGCAGAAGCGUCUGAUUGAAACGUCUCCUUGGGGCGACGACCAUGCCGCCAUCGAGCAGCAGAUCACCAACCACCAGAGGUUUCACAAAACCAUCCAGAAGAGCGUGGAGGUGGACCGAGCCCGAGACGACCUGAUGUCCAAAGGAGAUAAAGGGAAUCUUCACGCUCUGGAGCAGGAGUGGGACAGUCUCCAGCAAAUCUCGUAUGGUCGGACGCAGCAGCUGCAGGAUCUGCAGCAGAUCAUCCAGGAUAUCUCCAAAGAGAUCAUGUGGGUGAACGACAGGGAGGAGGAGGAGCUGGUGUUUGACUGGGGAGACAAGAACAUCGACCAGUACAUCCCAGAGAAGCAGGAGAGCUACUCGAAACUGAUGAGCGCCCUGGAGGAGAAAGAGAAGCACCUGAACAAACUGAAGACCAAAGUGGACGGGCUCCUGAAGAACAACCACCCGGCCUCAGACAAGAUCGAGGCGUACAAAGACACACUGCAGACUCAGUGGAGUUGGCUCCUUCAGAUUACUAAAUGCAUCGACACUCAUCUGAAGGAAAAUGCAGCUUACAGCCAGUUCUUCCGAGAGGCCAACGAGACGUACAGCGGCCUGCAGAAGGAGCAUGAGAGCGUUCGUAAGAAGUUCGCCUGUGACAAGAAGACGUCCCUGGAGAACCUGCAGGAGCUCCUCACGGGCCUGGAGAGGGAGAAGGAAAGGAUUAUGGAAAACAAGAGGCAGGUUCAACAUCUGGUCAGCAAGUCGAGGAGCAUCGUGAGACUGCAUCCCAGAAACCCAGAGGACAAGAGCAGCAGCGGCGUCAUCGUCAAGGCUCUGUGCGACUUCAAACAAGACCAGAAGGUGAUCCUGAAGGGCAAUGAGGCCAUCCUGAAGGACAACAGUCAGCGCAGCAAGUGGGACGUCACUGGCCCAGGAGGACUGGACAUGUUGGUGCCGUCUGUGUGUCUGAUCAUUCCACCGCCCAAUCCACUGAGCAUCAGCCUGGCCAGAAAGAACGAGCAGUACUACGAGGCCAUCCUGUCCAUCUGGAAUCAGCUGUACAUCAACGUGAAGAGUCUCAUCGCCUGGCAGUACUGUCUCAUUGACAUCAGACGCAUCAGCUCCCUCGACGUGACGCUCAUGUCCAAGAUGCGUCCUGACGAGUAUCGCCAAAUCAUCAAGAGUCUGGAGACUAAGUACGAGGAGUUCAAGCGAAGCUGCAAGGGCUCGCAGAUGUUUGCCGAAGAGGACAGGAAGGAAAUGGAGAACCACUUCAGCGGAGCCCAGAGCCGCUACGACCAGCUGGUGGUGCAGCUGCCUACUUACAUUGUUCGUCAGGGACAAGGAGGCGUGCAGCAAGCAUCCGCGCAGCAAGUAGCCGCGCAGCAAGCAGCCGCGCAACAAGCAGCCGCGCAACAAGCAGCCGCGCAACAAGCAGCCGCGCAACAAGCAGCCGAGUACGAGCGACAACAGCAGCUGCUUCUACUACAGCAGCAGGAACAAGCUGCGGCCGAAGCGGAGGAUCGGAGGCUGGAGGAAGAGUCCAGGAGGUUAGAAGAAGAACGACGGAGAGCGGAGCUGAAGAAACAGUCUGAGAGAAAAGCGGAAGCGAAGAAAGAACACGUGAUCAAGAAGGAUGUAGUGAAAGUGACCAGGUCGGAGGCGGGGAAGAGGAAGGUGGGGUCGUCCUCCUCAUCCUCCUCAUCCUCCUCAUCCUCCCGCAGCUUAUCAGAGCUGCAUACGCUCAGACUGAGGCUGGAGGCCGCUGAGGGAUCGCUGAGUCGCCACGUUCACAUCUGCCUCGGAGACGAUGGGGAGCACGACUGUGGCCUCAGGAUCUCACAGUUGGAGGGGGUGCAACGCGACAUAGACUCGAUGCUUGAGGAGUAUUUACGUCUGAAGGAGCACAUCCUGAAAGAGCUGGAGGGCAUGAGUGAUUCCGAUAAAGCCCAGUUCCUCCGCAGCGAGAUAAGCAUCUUCAACCAGAGACUGGGGAGCCUGGAGAGCAGCUCUUCAUCCUAUCUACAGAGGCUGCGGGCUCUAAGGGACAUGCUGGAGAGUGUGGCACGAGCUGAGGACAUAGUGAAAGUUCAUGAAGCGCGACUGACGGAGAAAGAGACCACUUCUCUGACGCAGAGCGAAGUGGAGGAUUACUCAUCGACCCUGAAGAGUAUUAAAGCCGAGUUGGAUCAGAAGCAGGAUGUUCUGACCUCCAUGGAGGCGGAGCUAUCCAAGGCGAGCCACUGGAACGGACAGGUGGGCGGCCCCCUCCAGAGGUGCGACCUGAUGCUGUCUAAAUACUCCGAGCAAGUGGGACUGCUGUCCGACCGCUGGAGACGAAUCCAGGGACAGCUCGACACCAGACUCCAGGAUCUGCAUCUGUAUCUGCCUCAGCUGCAACACUACAAGGAAAGCAGCUCCUCCUUCAGUGACUGGAUCGAUGUCACUCGGAAGAAGCAGGAGGCCCUGCAGGCCACCAAGAUCGAAAGCGUCGAAACACUGAAAGAGCACAUCGACAACCAGAAGGGGCUGAACUCAGAAAUCAGAGCCCGGAGGGAGACAUUAGACAGCGUGCUGAAGGACAACGAGGCCUGUGUGAACUCUGUCAAGGACUAUGAAGCAUAUCUCGCCUCUUACACAUCUGGUUUGGAGACUUUGCUCAACAUCCCGAUCAAGAGGACGAUGCUGAGGUCCCCAUCGAUGGAUCUCAAUCAGGAGGCCACGCAGCUGCAGACCCGUUACAUGGAGCUGUUUACGCUGUCUGGUGACUACUCCAGGUUCCUGGGAGAGUUGCUCAAAAACAAGGAGGAGCUCAAGAUCCGUGACACCAGGAUCGACGUGUUAGAGGAAAAGCUCCGCCUGCUGAACGACGAUAUCCUAGACGGCAACUCCAAGAACAAAUCCCUGGAAGACAGUGUCGCCCGCUACCAGCUGGAUCUGUCCAAUUCCCAGAACCAGCUGCUGUCGAUGGAGGAGGUGAAGCGGAACACGGCCAUGCAGUGCAACGCCACCAAGGACAGCCUGGAUAGCACUCAGGGCCAGUUGGCAGACCUCAACGAUCAGGUGUCACGACUCAACUACUUGCUCGAGGAAGAAAAGAGAAAGAGGAAGCUGGCAGAGGAGCGCUACACCCAGCAGCAGGAGGAGUUUGACUUGGUGCUGAGGAAGAGGCAGAAGGAGCUGGAGACGAUCAGCUGGUCCAAGGUGGAUGUGGAGAAGAGCGUGGUCACUAAGGAUCACGAGAUUGAGCAGCUGAGGAGGCAGCUGGCUGAUGAAGCAGCGAGGAUUAAGGAGCUACAGAAGGAGAUAUCAAAGACAGCCGCCUUGAUGCAGUCCACUCAGUCAAAGUACAGUGAGAUUGUAAAUGAGAGAGAUGAUCUGCUGCUGAAAUUCCAAUUGUCCGACAAGGACAAAGAUCGCUCCCGAACGCUGGAGGAUGAACUCAGUCGCAUCAAACUGUCCCUAGAUUCUGAGCAUCGUAAUAAACAACAUCUACAGGAUGAGAACGAGAGGGUUAAGAAGGAUUUAAGUUACUGGAAGGAGCAGUAUGAUAGCAAGCAUAGCCUGAUUAGGCAAUAUGACACAGACAAGGACCGUAUGGAGAGGGAAAGGAACUCUCAGAAAAGUGAGAUCGAGAGGCUGAUGCGAGAACUCAGGGAUCUUGAAGAUGCGUAUAAAGGUAAACUGUCAGCCAUGCAGAAAGAACUGCGAGAUGGGGCCAUCGUCAGAGAAACCAUGGUGACUGAACUGAAAAAAGCCCCCCCAACCUUGGAUGCUUCCAAUGUGGUUUUUGAUGGAGUCCGCAAGACAGUCACAGCAAGUCAGCUUCUCGACUGUGGUGUAUUAGACAAACCAACAUUUAACCAGCUGGUGAAGGGACAUAAGACCGUCCCCGAAGUGUCCGCCGACAAGAAAGUCAGUCUAAAAGGAACAGGGCCAAUUGCUGGAGUAGUUGUUGAAGGUCCAAAGGGUCCAGACUCCGUGGGUGGACUCCUCUACAAAAUGACUUUCACAGAGGCCAAGGCAGAGAAUCUCCUGCCACCAGAUAGUGUUGACCUGCUUCUGGAUGCUCAGGCUGCCACAGGCCACAUCAUUGACCCAAGAACAAAUCAGAAGCUGACAGUUGACGAGGCAUGCGAUCAAGGCGUAGUUGAUGAAGAGGACAGACAUAGGUUGUUAGCAGCAGAAGCUGCAGCUGUAGGGUAUAGCAGUCCUGGCACAAGCAAACCCCUUUCUGCAUUUCAGGCCAUGAAGAAAGGACUGAUUGACAAGAACACAUCACUACGUCUGCUGCAAGCCCAGGAGUCUGUGGGAGGCAUUCUAGAUCCCAUACUUAGUGUGUUCCUUCCCAAAGACACAGCCAUUGAGCGUGAUUUAAUUGAUGAUGACAUAUAUCGUGCAUUGAAUAAGAGGCCUGCUCUCUACCUGGACCCAGACAGUGAGGAGGGUGCAACUUAUAUGGCCAUGAAGAAGAGAUGUAAGGUAGAACUGCACACUGGCCUCCUGCUCCUUCCUGUCUCAGAUAAGGCAGACCUCUCCCGACUUGUCUUCGAUGGUGUUCGGAAACCUGUCACAGCCGCACAGCUGCUUGAUUGUGGUGUACUAGACAAGCCAACGUUUAAAGAUCUCGAAAAGGGCAAGAAAACUGUCCCAGAUGUGUCUGCAGACAAAAAUGUCAGUCUGAAGGGGACUGGACCCAUUGCUGGGGUUGUAGUUGGGAACCAAGGCAAGAUGUCAUUAUCAGAAGCUAAGAAACAAAUGCUUCUGCCUACCGAUUGUGCAGAUUUACUCCUGGAGGCCCAGGCUGCCACAGGCCACAUCAUUGACCCUAUGAACAACCAGAAGCUGACAGUCGAGGAGGCAUGCACCAGAGGGGUGGUGGAUAUUAAGGAUCGAGACAAAUUAUUGGCAGCAGAAGCCGCUGCUGUGGGAUACAAGGAUUCCAGCGGGGCCAAGCCUGUCUCUGUGUUUGAGGCCAUGAAGAAGGGACUAAUUGAUAGCGAUACUGGGCUACGCCUCCUGCAGGCCCAGGAGUCAGUGGGAGGAAUCCUAGAUCCCAAUUUCAGUGUGUUUCUACCUAAAGACACAGCUAUCAAGCGCAAGCUUUUAGAUGAAAACCUUCGUAAAGCUCUAAACAAGAAUCCUGCUUGUUACCUUGAUCCAGAAACUGAGCAGGAUGUCAGCUAUGGGGCAUUGAAGAAAAGAUGUAAGACAGAACCACACACAGGUCUGCUGCUUUUGCCAAUCACUGAGAAACUAGAUCCUUCGAAACUCAUCUUUGAAGGUGUACGUAAGCCAGUCUCAGCCCAGCAGUUGCUUGAUUGUGGAGUCCUGGACAAACCAACAUUCAACAAGCUAAUAAAGGGGGAGAAAACGGUCCCAGAGGUGUCUAAGGAUAAAAAGGUCUCCCUAAAAGGAAUAGGAUCAAUUGCUGGUGUGGCAGCAGGACCUUUAGGGAAAAUGUCUUUAUCCGAGGCCAAGAAACAGAUGCUCAUGCCCGCAGAUAGUGCAGAUAUGCUACUGGAUGCUCAGGCUGCCACAGGCCACAUCAUUGACCCCACAACCAAUCAGAAGCUCACAGUGGAGGAAGCAUGUGCCAAGGGAGUGGUGGACAACAGGGAUCGAGACAGACUGUUGGCAGCAGAAGCUGCUGCUGUGGGCUACCGGGAUCCGAGCACAGCUAAGCCUCUCUCAGUGUCUGAUGCAGUGAAGAAGGGAUUAAUUGACAAAAAGAAGCUACGACUCCUUCAGGCCCAGGAGUCUGGGGGAAUUCUAGAUCCCAACCUCAGUGUGUUCCUCCAAAGAAACAGCUAUUAAGCGCAAAUUUUGGAUGAAGAUCUCUGUUACGAGCUAAACCAGAGUCCUAAGUAUUAUAUCGAUCCUGACACUGAGCUUGAUGCCAGCUAUCAGGAAUUAAAGAAAAAAUCCAAAACAGAGUCUCACACAGGGCUGGUUCUUCUGCCAAUCACUGAGCGGAAGGACCCUUCCCAACUGAUGUUUGAAGGGGUCCGCAAGCCAGUCUCAGCCCAGCAGUUGUUUGAAUGUGGAGUCCUGGACAAACCAACAUUCAACAAGCUAAUAAAGGGGGAGAAAACGGUCCCAGAGGUGUCUAGGGAUAAAAAGGUCUUCCUAAAAGGAACAGGAUCAAUUGCUGGUGUGGCAGCAGGACCUUUAGGGAAAAUGUCUUUAUCAGAGGCCAAGAAACAGAUGCUCAUGCCCGCAGAUAGUGCAGAUAUGCUACUGGAUGCUCAGGCUGCCACAGGCCACAUCAUUGACCCCACAACCAAUCAGAAGCUCACAGUGGAGGAAGCAUGUGCCAAGGGAGUGGUGGACAACAGGGAUCGAGACAGACUGUUGGCAGCAGAAGCUGCUGCUGUGGGCUACCGGGAUCCGAGCACAGCUAAGCCUCUCUCAGUGUCUGAUGCAGUGAAGAAGGGACUAAUUGACAAAAAGACUGGGCUACGACUCCUUCAGGCCCAGGAGUCUGCAGGGGGAAUUCUAGAUCCCAACCUCAGUGUGUUCCUCCCUAAAGAAACAGCUAUUAAGCGCAAACUUUUGGAUGAAGAUCUCUGUUACGAGCUAAACCAGAGUCCUAAGUAUUAUAUUGAUCCUGACACUGAGCUUGAUGCCAGCUAUCAGGCAUUAAAGAAAAAAUCCAAAACAGAUUCUCACACAGGGCUGGUUCUUCUGCCAAUCACUGAGCGGAGGGACCCUUCCCGACUGAUGUUUGAAGGGGUCCGCAAGCCAGUCUCAGCCCAGCAGUUGUUUGAAUGUGGAGUCCUGGACAAACCAACUUUUAACCAGCUAGUGAAAGGGGAGAAAACUGUCCCAGAGGUGUCUGUGGAAAAGGUGGUCUACCUGAAGGGGACUGGACCAAUUGCUGGAGUGACCGCAGGGGGUCAAGGAAAAAUGUCAUUGUCAGAGGCGAAAAGACAAAAGAUUCUGCCUGAUGAAUGUGCAGAUUUGCUGUUGGAAGCUCAGGCCGCCACAGGCCACAUCUUUGACCCUAAAACUGAUCACAAGCUGACAGUAGAGGAUGCUUGUGCUAAAGGAGUGAUAGACAUGAGAGAUCGAGACAUAUUAUUGGCAGCAGAGGCGGCUGCUGUGGGAUACAAGGAUCCGAGCUCUGCCAAGCCUCUUUCAGUGUUUGAGGCCGUGAAGAAGGGACUAAUUGACAAGAAGACUGGAGUACGACUCCUUCAGGCCCAGGAGUCAGUUGGAGGAAUUCUAGAUCCCAAUCUAAGUGUGUUCCUGCCGAAAGACACAGCUAUCAAGCGCAACCUUUUGGAUCAAAAUCUCAGUCAAGUUCUAAAACAGAGUCCUGCUUGUUACCUUGACCCAGAAACUGGGAAUGAUGUCAGCUAUGGGACUCUGAAGGAAAGAUGCAAGACAGAGCCUCGCACAGGCCUACAACUCUUGCCAGUCACUGAAACUUGUGACCCCUCUAAAUUACUCUUUGAUGGCGUCCGUAAGACAGUCACAGCACAGCAGUUGCUUGAAUGUGGCGUGCUGGAUAAAAAGACAUUCCAACAACUAAUAAAAGGGGAGAAAACUGUCCCAGAGGUGUCUGUUGAUAAGAAAGUCUUUCUGAAGGGGACCGGGUCGAUUGCUGGUGUUGCAGCUGGACCUUUAGGGAAAAUGUCCUUUACAGAGGCAAAGAAAAAGAAUAUUAUGCCCUCUAACAUUGCUGACAUGCUACUUGUUGCCCAGGCAGCUACAGGCCACAUCCUUGACCCAAGAACUAAUCAGAAACUGUCAGUAAAAGAAGCGUGUGCCAGAGGAGUACUGGAUAAAGAGGAUGAAUCAAAGCUGUUUGCAGCUGAGGCUGCCGCCAUAGGUUACAAGGACCCGAACAGUACCAAGCUCCUAUCAGCAGGCCAGGCCAUGAGGAUGGGAUUGAUUGACAAGGACACAGCUCUACGUAUACUUCAGGCUCAACAGUCUGUAGGGGGUAUUUUGGACCCUACCCUCAGUAUAUUCCUACCCAAAGACAUUGCUAUGAAACGGGAUCUCAUAGAUGAAGACUUAUACCGGGCCCUGAAUCAAUCUCCUGAGUGCUAUCUGGAUCCAGAAACCCAAAAAGCAACUACCUAUGUAUCUCUGAAGAAAAAAUGUAAAGCUGAUCCAAGCUCAGGUCUUUUGAUGCUCCCUGAAUCUUUGAAACCAUUAACUGUGCAUGGGCUCAGGGGCGAGGUGUCAGUCAUGGAUCUGGUAGAUGCAGAUCUGCUGAAACAGUGUGAUGUGGACCAACUAAACAAGGGCAAAUUGACAAGCCAGGACAUCGAAGACCGCCUGCGCAUCUACCUGAGGGGCUCCAACUGCAUAGCAGGAAUUUAUGAUGAGGCCAGUGAUAAAGUGAUUCCCUUUUAUCAGGCCAUGAAAGAUGGACUGUUGCGACGUGGGACCACUCUGGAGCUGCUUGAGGCCCAGGCUGCCUCAGGUUUCGUCAUUGAUCCAAUCAACAACCUGUAUUUGACUGUUAAUGAAGCCUAUGAUAAAAAACUCUUUGGGCCAGAGUUCAAGGAGAAGCUGCUGUCAGCAGAGAGAGCUGUGACUGGUUACAAAAUGCCUGGUACAGAAGAUAUCCUCUCCCUCCUUCAGGCCAUAGAGAAAGGUAUAAUGGAGAGAGGUCACGGCAUCCGUCUACUAGAGGCCCAGAUCGCCAGUGGUGGUAUCAUUGAUCCUGCACACGGUCAUCGUAUUGACGUGGAUGUGGCCUAUAAGAAAGGUUACUUUGAUGAAAAAAUGAACAAGAUCCUGACUGAUGAGGAUGAUGACACCAAGGGUUUCUUUGACCCUAACACAGAGGAGAACCUCACCUAUCUGAGUCUUAAGAAACGCUGUAUCACAGAUAAGAAGACUGGCCUCAGCCUCCUGCCUAUCGUGGACAAGAGGACGUCGAGUCUGAAGAACACUCUGAGAAAGAGGAGAGUGGUAAUUGUGGAUCCAGAAACUAAUAAAGAAAUGACCAUACGUGAAGCUUACGACAAGGGGUAUAUUGACUAUGAGACCUUCCAAGAGCUCUCCGAGCAGGAGUGUGAGUGGGAGGAGGUCACCAUCACUGCUCCAGAUGGUUCUGUGCGCCUUGUCCUCAAUGACAGGAAGACUGGAAGACAAUAUGACAUCACUGAGCUGAUUGAAAAGCGAGUGAUUGACCAGUCAGUUCUAGAUCGGUACCGCUCACACAGCAUCACGCUCACAGAAUUUGCAGACAUCCUCUCAGAAAAGACCAAACAAGGAUCGUCAGCCUCAGCUACAUCUUCAUCAUUCACUUCAAGAGGAUCAGCAGCUUCAGGUUCAACGUCAGUGACAUCAUCAUCAGCUUCAAGAACAUUAACAUCAGGUUCAUCGUCAGUGAAAUCAUCAUCAGCUUCAAGAACAGCAGGAUCAGGUUCAUCGUCAGUGAAAUCCUCAUCAACUUCAAGAACAAUAACAUCAGGUUCACCGUCAAUGACAUCAUCAUCAGCUUCAAAAACAGCAGCAUCGGGUUCACAGUCAAUGACAUCAUCUUCAGCUUUAAGAACAGCAGGAUCAGGUUCAUCGUCAAUGACAUCAUCAUCAGCUUCAAGAACAGAAGCAUCAGGUCCAUUGUCUGUGACGUCAUCCUCAUCAUCGGUGGGAAUGAGACCCUCAUCACCUACUCUAGCCAAGAUGACCACAACAAGAACCACAACUGUCACUGAGCGAAGCUGCAGCAGUGCUGAUCUGGAAUCACCUGACUCCUCCAAGCAUUUAUCCAGCGUGUCCAUCACUCUGGCCUCUCCUGUUGAGGCAGUGGGUGAACAGGAACCCGUGGGUGCCAUCUUUGACACAGACACACUGGAGAAGAUAACCAUCGUGGAGGCUGUAAAUCGCGGCCUGCUGGAUUCGAUCACUGCCCAGAGACUGCUGGAAGCUCAAGCCUGCACUGGAGGAGUCGUGAAUCCCACAAAUGGCCGUAGGCUUAGCAUCCAAGAGGCCUCCAGGAUGGGCAUAAUAGAUGACAAAAUGGCAACUAGGCUAAAGGCUGCACAGAAAGCCUAUAUUGGCUAUGAUGAUGUAAAAAUCAAGAGGAAGAUGUCUGCUGCCGAGGCCAUGAAGGAGAGUUGGCUACCAUAUGAGGCAGGACAGAGGUUCCUGGAGUACCAGUUUGUAACAGGGGGGCUUUAUGACCCAGAAGAGGACUGCAGAAGAUCCUUGGAAGAAGCUUUGAAAAUGGGCUGGCUGGAUGGGAGAUCAGCCCAGAAGCUCCAGGACAUCAGACACCACACAAAGAAUCUGACCUGCCCCAAGAGCAAACUGAAGAUCUCUUACAUAGAGGCUCUGGAUAACUGCAUGGUGGAGGAUAGCACUGGCGUGAAGAUGCUCCAGGCAUCAUCUGUGUCUUCAAGAGGGAUCAGCAGUCCAUACAACUCCUCUAAUCCAGGGUCCACCACCGGCUCCAGGAGCGGCUCCCGCAGGGGCAGCGUGGACCUGGGCUCCUCCACCUCCUCACUGACGACUACCUACAGUCACACAAGCUACUCCAACUUCUAAAUCCAGAAAGGAAAAGAUCCUGUACAUGCAUGCUCUCUUCUUACAAAUGAGUAUUUUUAAUGUGGGAAAAAACAACUGGGUUACAGAGAGAAUUGUGUGUUGUACUUUUUGCAUAGUUUUAGAUGUUAGAUUGGUGUUGCUAAGCUUUUAAAGAUGAUAGUUCCAACGAUCACGUGAAUGAACUAAAUUCUGAAAACGGACUAAAGUAUUAAUACAAGUCAUCUUAAGGUAAUUGGAUUUGAAAUUAAUGUUAUGUUAUUAUAAAUGUUGGUGCCCCAAAAAUAGGCUUAGAAAGAAUGGCCAAACUCUUGCAUACACAUAUUUCAAAUAUAUUUUCAUAGAAUAUAACUGCUUUUUAAGCCUCGCAUUGGUAACAUACAUUAAGGGUGGUAACAUGUUUACAUGUGUUUGAUAUUAAAAUAUCCUGUUUUGUGUGAGGAGGGAUUCACGGUCGGGUUUUCAUAUAUUUGCUUAACUACUACAUUUUUUUUUAUUGAAUCAGUUAUUGGUCUCCUGCGAUUUAGAGCUUCCAGUUUUGUAACUAUCUCUCAGUAUCUUACAAUAAAAUUUAACCUUAUA
This is a messenger RNA of Hippoglossus stenolepis (Pacific halibut), 12107 nucleotides long. Its product is annotated as desmoplakin. Gene Ontology annotation, molecular function: structural molecule activity. Lineage: Eukaryota; Metazoa; Chordata; Actinopteri; Pleuronectiformes; Pleuronectidae. The record is from RefSeq and is a predicted model, not a curated record. Gene Ontology annotation, cellular component: intercalated disc; intermediate filament; cytoskeleton. Gene Ontology annotation, biological process: cell-cell adhesion; wound healing; intermediate filament cytoskeleton organization.